CAUCCUCCGGGUGCCGGGGUGCCGCUGCCUCCUUCAUUGAGAAAUCUGCUCCACCGCAGCAGGGAACACCUCUGACGCCUUCACACCUGUUCCGCACAACCGCCCCCUCCCUCUACAUUCCACCAAAACUAAAAAAAAGCUAAACGGAGGGAACAACCUGCUCAGGAACAAAAACAAAAAGGCUCUGACAAGAAUGGCUUCCGACCCGUCAUCACCUGCAGUGGAAGAGAGUGUUGAGGACGAGGAGGAUGAAGUAGACGUGAAUGUGGAAGAGGCCGAGAAUGGAACUGCUGGAAAAAUCCACACUCCCAGGGGGACCUUACUCACUCGCCGUGGGAUUACGCUGCGUGUGCUUCUUAAAGACAAAGUUAUCCAGCCGGGUGAAGGGCUACUCUCCAUUCACUAUUUAGGAAAGACAUUUGUGGGGGACCUACUGCCCGACGGGAAGAUCAGGUGGCAAGAAACCAGCCAGGUGUUCAACUCCCCCAGUGCCUGGGCCACACACUGCAAGAAACUGGUCAACCCAGCCAAGAAAUCGGGCUGUGGCUGGGCUUCCGUGAAGUAUAAGGGGCAGAAGCUGGAUCAGUACAAGACCUUGUGGCUGAGGGAGCAACAGCCACCCCUGCAGGCUGUGGAGAUGAAUUUGGCCAGUGAAGGGGAAGAUGAGGAAGUUCCUGAUGAGGAAGACUUUGAGAAUCGUGGAAGAAAGAACUCGAAGUUAAAUAAUCAGGUUAAGAAGGUGGAAGAACAGAACAAGAAGGUGCAAGCUAAAAGCCCUCAAGAUUCCAGUCUGACAGAUAAUGGACACAGCGUAAAGAAAGCUGGCAAAGAUCUUGGCCCUGUUCGAUAUUCUGAGAUUGGGAGCAGAGAUUCUGGGAGGGACCCUCAUACACUGGUUGAACUUACAUCAUUCACAUCUAUGAACAAGUUCCAGCCUUUUAACGUUGCGAUUUCAAGCAACGUGCUGCUGCUGGUGGAUUUUCAUUGCCACCUAACGACCAGUGAGGUGGUUGGCUACCUUGGAGGAAGGUGGGACACAAGCACACAAUUAUUGACAGUUCUCCGAGCUUUUCCAUGUCGAAUACGGCUUUCUGACAAGGAUUCUGCCUCUGCGGUUGAAGAAGAGAUUUGCCAGAACCUGUUCCUGAGAGGAUUGUCACUGGUUGGUUGGUACCACAGUCAUCCGUACACGAGCGCCCUGCCCUCCCUGCAAGACAUUGAUUCUCAGAUGGACUACCAGUUAAAACUACAAGGGACCACUAACAGUUUCCAGCCAUGUCUAGCACUUAUCUGUGGGCCUUAUCAUCAAGGGAGCAGCAACUUGGAAUCGAAAAUGUCUCCAUUUUGGGUUCUUCCUCCCCCAGAGCAAAAGCCCAAUGAUUAUGGCAUUCCUAUGGAGGUAGAGAUGACAUAUGUUCAGGAUACAUUUUUGACCUCUGAUGUCCUUCAUGAAAUGAUGCUGCUCCUGGAAUAUUAUAAGGCAGCUCCAGACAUUGUGAAGUUUAAGGACAAAUGGAAUGAGGAGACAACAUAUUUAGACAAAGUUAAAGGAUCCUUGGCCAAUAAAACACCAAAGGACCAAAACUUCUUAAAAGUUCUGGAACACAUUUAUAAUCAGCUGGAGGCCUGCAGUUAGUUAACCCCAGCUGGAUUAUCGGCAACACUGGAAAGGAACAAAGCUGGAAAAACGGAAGGAAUUAGGAAUGGUAAAUAUGGAAAGAGAUCAUCAGGCAGAAAUCCAAAUGUUAUUGUUUAGAGUUUUCUGGUUUUGAAUAGUUUUGUGAUAGAAACGGAAAGCAAAUAUUGACACCCGUUUAAGAUUAUGACCUAUUGGCAUCUAACCAUGAUAAAAUGGCAAUGAGCAUUCAGACCAUGAAAUGCUGAGAUCUUCAGUGACACUACAGUCAAGUAAUGGAUUGAAGAAUAUGGUGGGGGUAAUUUAUUUAAUUCCUUUCCCUUAUGUGCUGUCAUCCUGUAGCUUGUAUCUCUGGUGCAGGAUGAGCUGGACAUUUAGCGAUGGGUUAGAUGAAGAGGUCAAAUCUAUAAAGGUCUCUUGCUGAAAGGAGAUGGAAACAGGAGCUGCAGAGGACUAGUUACUGAUGCCUAGGUGAGACAGACUGGAGAGAAUUGGCUGCAUUGUUCUCAAACUUGAAAUGAGUCUAAUUUGGAAAAAGAAGUAUUUGGUUUUUUUUUGUUUGUUUAGUAAAAUAGUUACCCAUCUGCAUGGGUUGACAUGAGAUUUAUUGGAUUUGCCACUGUCGGAAUAGCCGGCAGAGAGUUUUACUACAUCUGCUUCUUUGCACAUGGGUGUAGGUGAGUUCAGGACCUUUUUUAACUGGAACAGUGAGCAGCAGCGAUCCAUAAUAGGGGGACAUCCAUCAUAUUUUAUGACACUUAGCUCAGCCCUCCUAACCAUUCCACAUUUCCUCUGAGCAGGUAAACUUUCUAACUUCAUGUGCUUUCUCUUCAUUGAGGUUUCACCGUUUAUUAAUCAAUACAUAGUAUAUUCACAAUGGCAUCUGGAGAAGGGUCAGACCCAGAAGCUGCAUUCCUCUUCCUAUUUAAUCCUCAUCAGAUUAGUUGCUUCAUAAACCCUGGAGUUCACAUCCACAAAGUACCCAACUGAGCAUGGCUCAGAAAUGCAGUGUUGUCUCCUGACAGAACAGCAAGGGAGAAACAAAAGCAAUAUGAUUUUAGUGAGAUUAUCUCAGUAUGCAUGAAGAACCAAUAGAAAUUGCCCGAAGCUGAUCUUAACAGCUGCUAUGGGUAGGUUUCAAGUGAGAAGAUGGGCAUGCACGGGGAAUCAGAGGCACAGGUCCAAGUACAGUCAGCAUUAUAGCAUUCUUGCAAUCCAAGUCCCCAGUCAUACAAAAGUAAAAUAAGUAAUAUCUUCGAAGCUGGAGUUCACUAUGGCUUCCGUCUCAACCCCAGCUGGACAAAUAUUUGUGUGACGCCUGUAACUGUGGUAAUUAAAAUUAAUUUUAGUGAGGCGGAUACCUCAAGGGUUUAUCAGCAAGAAUCAUUUUGAAACCAGUGAGUGAGAGGGCCAUGUAUUAAUGCAGAGAUCUCCAGGUGAAGCAAAAAAAAAACCCUAACAUCUUUCAAAGUUGCUGGUGAACGCAGAAGGCCAGGCAGCAUCUGUAGGAAGAGGUGCAGUCGACGUUUCAGACCUUGUCCCCAUUCCAACCUCACUCCUUCGGAAUGCUCUGCUCUCCACUCCCUCCGCACUAAUUUUCUUUCUUGCUGCGUUCACCAGCAACUUUGAUGUGUGUUGCUUGAAUUUCCAGCAUCUGCAGAAUUCCUGUUGUUUACCCUAACAUCUUACCAGUAUUCAGCAAAUCUUACUGAGCAACAAAGCAUUACUCUUGCAUUGUCGGAAUGGAAGAACUUCUGCCAAGUGUCGAUCAGAAUACUAAACUACUAGAUGUGUAAGAGUUGGAGUGUUUGCUGUUAAUAUUACCAAGAGCUGCAGUGCAUUGGCCUCAGCACUCCUAGAGCCAGCCAGAGAAAGUUCAGCCAGUUUGCAUCUUUUAUGGCAGUGCUAACUAUUGAAUGAAGUAACAUGGGACACUCAUUCUGCAGAUUCGUUUGGAAUAGGACCCUUGUGCUUGUGCUGGUGCUUUCUGGGGGAGAGCAAAGAAUCUCUGGGAUUGUUCAAGAAUGGAUAUUUAUAUUUAUUUAUACCUAAAAUGGCAUAAUUUUGGACGCCACCAUAGUCUUUCUGUGAAGACAUUUUUAAUCAACUCAAAUUGGUCUUCAUGCCUCAAAAACUCUUACCUCUGCUGAUUCAGUUUUAAAAGAGUACAGCCUACCUACUGAAUCUAUGCUAGUUUCAAACAGGGCAAUCCCAACAAUCCUUUUAUUUUUUUCCCCUGUAAUGUUGCAGCUUAAACUCCCCUCUAAUUCUUUUGCCAUUUGACUGCACUAAGGGGACACUUAACAUACUAGCACUUUGGGAUAUGGAAGGAAACCAAAGCACUCAGACCCACAUGUUCACAGGGAAAACAUGCAAAUUCCACAUAGGCAGCAGUCAAGGAUAAGACUGAAUUUGGAUCAUUGGGGCUGAGGCAGUACUGCUAACUGCUGCAUUCACAGUUCCAACCCACUUGCACACUCCCUCUGAUACUAAUGAAGCAAAAUCUACCACCUCAUACACUCCAUCCUUUUUAAACACUCCGUUUCUUGAAACUGGUGUAAUAUGCAGGGGCUGUUUUUGCUAUUAUAUUCUGGACCCAUAGCCACGAAUACAAAAAAAAUCAGAUCAAAGGUCAGCAAAAGUAUUUUCUUCGACCACCAGGUGGCACUGUGGCGUCCAAUUGGCUGUAAUGCUGCAGUAAUUGAAACAAGCUUGUAUGCUUUUCCAAAUGAAUGUGAUAUGCUGGGUUAAGGCAUGGAAAUUCCUCAAUAAAGUUUGCAAAGGGCAGUGCAUUGCAGCCAGGAAAUAUAGAUUCCCUUAUAACUAUCUUAUCUGUUUAAGAGGGUGCUAGUUAAGUUCACCAUCUGUGGAAACCAGAAAUGCAAAUUCUUGUGUGUGAAUUUUUGUAGGCAUUCCUCUUACAGGAAGUGAACUGCAGUUUUUCCAAAAACAGAUGUGGGACAAGAGUUGUUUUAGUAAUGCUCUAAUACUUGAGUCUUACUGAAAGUGGGUAUACCAUCAGCAGCUCUCCUCGGUAUGAAUAUCAUGGGGUUGAGAGAAGGGGACUGAGGUAAAAUAUUUCUGGUUGCUUUUGGUCCCUGCAAAUGCAUAGCAUUACCAAAACUGAUCUGUACCAUUAUUAUUAAAUAGUUAAUUUAUACAGUAAAGUCAUAGUUUUGUGUACAUUAAAUGUUUACUCAACUCUACAUUUGCAAGUUAAUGUAUACAACCUAAAAUAUGGUUACAGACUGCAUAUCGGGAUUUAGUUAGAAGUGAUGGUCCUUUUACUCCCCAUUUUGUUAAUACUAUCACUAGAUGUGGUGCUGAGAUCAGAUGAUUAAUCAAAUUGGUAGCAAUAAAGCAUAAGCAGUUCUAUUCACAGCAAUGCGUCCUUAUGAACAAAAUGGUUUACCAGUAAUUCAGCACUUCAGAAUUUUCAUACCGUGAAUGAACAACUUCGUAGAAUAACACUUUUUAAGAAGAUUUAUUCAGAUACCACUAACCUUGAUACCUGAAAAUUACAAGAGUUAAUUAUGAAAAACAUUUUCCAAUCUAGGGAAGCUGUUACAAUAACAAAGUAGCUUAAUUUGGCUGUAGUACUAAUACUUCUAAAAGUUAAAAUAUAAUCUUCUAAAGAUCUCAAAUGGAUUUGAGAAUCAGUUGAGAGGAAUUAAUCUUUAAUUAACUUCAUGUAGCAAUUACCAUGACAUGUGGGUGUUUAUUGAUCAUUCUAAGAUUUUCUAGAUCCUCUGACCUAUAUACCUCAGCUGAAUCUUUGUCAACCAUGAUUAUUAUAAUUUUACAACUACCUGUCAUACAUGAAAAAUCCUGGCUGUCUGGAAUUUUGUUAACAUUGUCAGGUUAGUGGUGUUGAACAUGAGUAAUUCUGAUGUUCUUUUUUGUGUAGCACUUUAAAAUGUAGUCUUAGUUAUCAGUUGUUAAAAUGUCUGUCUCAUUUCAAACCAGAAUGUGAUUUGAGUUUGAUUUACUUAUUUCUUUAGGAUUGAUAUAGAUUUUAAGUGGACGAAGAUAGUGUGCAGUAAUAAGGCUGCUACUCCUCAUCUCACUGUAUUAGGCAAGCAGGAUUUCAGUACCCUAUUCUGACCUCCACUGGAAUAUUUGCAGGUGGAGUUCAGGUCACUAAAUACAGCUUUGGUACCAAACACAUAGGAUUAGCCAUCUGAAUUUCCGGCCUCGAUGUAAUAGAGUAAGGCAUUUAGUGAGGACAGGUAUUUGAAAGCUUUAGGGUGUGUACGGCAGAGAACGGGGAAACAUUUGUAGAUAAGUUUUAUCAUCAGAUUUCAUUUGUGUGAAUAUGGCUUCCAGCAGAAUAUCAAUCAGUACACAUUAUUAACAAACACAGGUUAUUUUCCCACAGUAUUUGCUUAGUUCUUUUCUGGAAUGUGUACAAGGUGGGGACUACAUCCUACUUCAGUGUUACUCCUUUUCUGUACCCACCAUUUGUCAUAGGGAAUGCAGCUUCAGAUGUUUCAGCUCUGUGAUUCUGAAACUGUGUUCAUUCGUGAAGUUAUGACCACACAAAAGAUACCUAGUUUAAGAUUCCCUUCACUUGUUUCCAUUAUCGUAGUCUUCAUUUGUCAGAAAUAAAUUAGUCAGGGUCAUUAUUCAGAAACCAUUGGUGGAAAGUUUGACGAUGGGUGAAAUGUAGAGUGGAAUUUGGCAUCUAUGCAGUGUGCCCACUCAGAUGAUGUACUGAAGGAAGACAUAUUUCUGAAGAACUGGACAUCUUUGCACACUUAUUGUUGGACAGAAAACUUAUAUAUCCUUUCAAAUCCCUGCUAUCAAUUAAAGGCGGUUAGAGGUGCUUUAUUAAGAACAGCCUCAAAGGCUUAACCAUGUUUUUGAACGUUGUCCAACUUAAGUAUAAUUAGAUUAGAAUUUGAGGUAGCAUUGAUGGUGCUUUUAUAAUUACUUUGUUGCAAUGGCUAGCAGACCUACUACCUCAGUUGUAGUCACCAAGUUGUCUUUGUGGAGUUUUCUGUAAUUGUAUAGGUACCCAACCCCCACAUCCCAGUCUGUAGGUUGGUGGUUAAUGACCACUGUAAAUCAAGUGGAUGGUUGAAUCUUUGGGAGGAAGGGAUGGAAGCUGAUGAAACUGUGGGGAGAAUAUAGUGGUGUUUGAUGGUUUCGCAUUUAGUGGGCCAAAGGGCACAUUUCCAUGAGAAUCAAAAAUACUAAAAGAGCAACUGCAUUUUAUGAGAUUAUAUAGAUGCCAGGGACAGACAAAUGCCAAUUUUGUGCCACAAUGGAAGUAGUCUUUAGAAAUCUUACAAGCAGCUGAUGUGAAAAUGUCACAGAGAUACAGUACAGAACUUUGGAAAGGAGUAGCAGCAUUAUUCUGGAACAAUCCAUGCUGGUAUGGUUUGGAGCUUGAUUAACACUGACACUAAUGUCCCUCACCUCAAUGAGAAUAGAGGGGAAAAUAAAGAUUGUUUGCUGCCUCACAUUCAUUAACAUGCACUGUCUUCAAAGGAACAACAGACCUGUUUAUACAUCUGUUAUCACUUCAAGAGUAUCUGGGUUUAAUGUAGACUUGUACUGAAUUGACAGUGAAUUUAAUGUAAAACUGCUGUAAAUAUUCAAAUUGUUCUAUGUUGUGGAAAGGAAUCCAGCUGUAGACACUUUAAAUUGAAAGUUUUUGUAAGUUUUAGUUUUCAUUAAUAAAAUGCU
Messenger RNA from Mobula hypostoma (lesser devil ray), 7327 nucleotides. RefSeq names its product MPN domain containing (gene mpnd). The transcript has 13 exons. NCBI's taxonomy places the organism in Eukaryota, Metazoa, Chordata, Chondrichthyes, Myliobatiformes, Myliobatidae. The coding region runs from base 194 to 1636 and encodes 480 amino acids. The record is from RefSeq and is a predicted model, not a curated record. Gene Ontology annotation, molecular function: protein binding; metallopeptidase activity.